AUGAGAGCUGUAACAAUUAAGGGUACUCCAUUCAUAAAUAUCAGAAAGGAUGAUGAGUUAGAAAAUAUGUUUUAUGAAGUACUAAGAGAAAUAUGUAUUACUCUCAAUUUCAGUUUCUAUGUUGUGUCGGAAGUAAUAGAGUAUGGAAGAUGGAAUCCAGAGGAAAAAACUUGGACUGGUGCAAUUGCAGAACUAUAUACAGGACGUGCUGACAUUUCUCUUGCAAGAUUUUCUAUUACUAAAGACAGACUAAAUGCCGUUGACUUCACGUUUCCUCAUUUAAUCUCCAGAAAUUAUCUCUACAUUCAUAAACCGGAAAUAUUUACAGUUAAAUGGUCAUCUUAUUUUCAAACUUUCACAAAUUCUGUUUGGAUGGCUAUGUUUGGUGUAUUUAUCAUGGAAUGGAUUUCAUUGACUUUUCUCAAAAUGAAGUAUGGAACUGAUCGUAAAAUAGGAUAUUUAUUGGUCGAUAAUUUUAUAGAGAUAUGGGGUAUAGUUUGUCAACAAGGACUUAUCGAUUUUUCUGGUAGAUCUUCUCUACGAAUAACAUACCUCUCUCUAUUUUUUUUGGUUACUGUCUUUUGGGCAAGCUAUUCAGCUACUUCAAUAAGCAUUUUGACUUCAGUAAUCAACGUUUUACCAUUUCAUUCAUUCAGAAGCUUCGUUGCAGAUGGUACUUAUCAACUUGCUGUUCUUCGUGGUACAUCUUAUUAUGACAAAUUCGCAAACUCAAAAGAUCCGCUUGCAAAGAAGGUUAUGAAGUUAAUGUUAGAAGAAGAAAAAUUGCCCAUUAGCGAAUUUGAGGGAUUUAAAAUAGUCUGUGAAAAUCGGAAGCUAGCAAUGUACACGAGUGAUGAAUUGAACAGUAUAGGAAAUCUGAAGAUGCCAUGCGAUAUAAUUCGUAUUGAAACAGGACAUAGAAACAGUUUUGCUAUGGUUUUAUCUAAACACAAUCCAUUCACCAAUCUCAUCAAUUUUCACACUAGUUUGUUCUAG
Molecule: messenger RNA, 996 nt
Organism: Vespula pensylvanica (western yellowjacket)
Lineage: Eukaryota; Metazoa; Arthropoda; Insecta; Hymenoptera; Vespidae
Product: probable glutamate receptor
Exons: 7
Coding region: 1-996 (331 amino acids)
Cellular component (GO): membrane
Molecular function (GO): glutamate-gated receptor activity
Source: RefSeq, a predicted model, not a curated record